GAUGUUACAGAGGCAACAUCUGAAGAUGUCCAACCUUCUGAAAUUACUGUACAGUUUGAGAAGCCCUCUGAAGAACAACCAGACACUUACAAAACUGAAUUUAUUGAAGAAACAAUUUCUCAGCCUGAAGUUACUGAUGUUACAGAGGCAACAUCUGAAGAUGUCCAACCUUCUGAAAUUACUGUACAGUUUGAGAAACCUUUUGAAGAACAACCAGACACAUACAACACUGAAUUUGUUCAGGAAAUAAUUUCUCAAUCUGAGGUUACUGAUGUUACUGAGGAAACAUCUGAAGAUGUCCAACCUUCUGAAAUAACUGUACAGUUUGAGAAACCCUCUGAAGAACAACCAGACACAUACAAAACUGAAUUUGUUCAGGAAAUCAUUUCUCAAUCUGAGGUUACUGAUGUUACAGAGGAAACAUCUGAAGAUGUCCAACCUUCUGAAAUUACUGUACAAUUUGAGAAACCCUCUGAAGAACAACCAGACACAUACAAAACUGAAUUUGUUCAGGAAAUCAUUUCUCAAUCUGAGGUUACUGAUGUUACAGAGGAAACAUCUGAAGAUGUCCAACCUUCUGAAAUUACUGUACAAUUUGAGAAGCCCUCUGAAGAACAACCAGACACUUACAAAACUGAAUUUAUUGAAGAAAUAAUUACUCAGCCUGAAGUUACUGAUGUUACAGAGGCAACAUCUGAAGAUGUCCAACCUUCCGAAAUUACUGUACAUUUUGAGAAACCCUCUGAAGAGCAUCCAGACACAUACAAAACUGAAUUUGUUCAGGAAAUCAUUUCUCAAUCUGAAGUUACUGAUGUAUCCAUUGAAAUUUUACAGGAUACAAAAGAAAGAGAGGUGUCUUUGGAAUUUAAGACCACAGUUGUUUCAAAACCUGUGGAAACAAUUAGUGAUGUUUCUUUUGAGAUUUCUCAAGAGCCUCUAGUUCAAGACAUUGACCAGCUUGAUAGUACUGAGGCCAAAGUGGUUUUAGAAGAAUUUGCAGAAGAGUUAGCAAAGAAAGUAAUAGCUGAUUUGCAAGAAAUUGAGCCCAAAGAGGUGGAUAUUUUCCCAGAGGAAGUUCCAAAAGUAGAAGAGGAACAACCAGAAGUUCCUGAAGAGGUUAGUGUUUAAAAAUAUAAAGUAUCUAAAGCACCGUUUUUUAUUUGACCAGGCCUUAAAAAAGUUUUUUUUGUAAAAUCUCUUUAACCGAAAUUAUUUAAUUGUUAUGAACAAAUUGAAAUAGCCGGUGAAAAGUAAAAUUAUAAAAUUAUAACUUUCUGAGAAAUACAUUGACAUACUUUACUGCAAUUAUUAAUACCUACUGGUAAGUCAAUUUCAUGGAGUAAUGCCGCUUGUUUUGUGUCUCCUUAUUGAUCAAAUUCUCACACUUUGAUUAGGCAUUUUUCUUUUGAUUAAUAAUUACAUGAAAAUUUUGAAGAUAGAAACAAUAUUGCAACAUUGAGGUUUUUGGAACAGGUGGAGCAUCCAGAAGCCCCAAGAUUCAUUACAACACUGUCAGACAUUACCAUCAUGGAAAACACACCCAUGGUCCUGGAGGUCAACUACACAGGCUUCCCCAUGCCUAAAGUGACCUGGUUUGUGGAUGAUGAGGAAAUUAUUCCUGCUGAUGACCUUGACAUUGUGACUGAGACUAACAGGACUGUCUUGACAAUAUCUGAAGUGUACUCUGAUGACGAGGGCGAAUACAAGGUGGAGCUCACCAAUGAUGUCGGCCGAUGUACUAGCACCGCCUACAUCACAGUUAUAUGUAAGUACACCAACAAUUUCUUUUUUAUUUCCCCACUCAGUGUUGUCACAGCUUGGUUUAUAGACAUAUAGAACUAUGCUGCGCUAACAAAUUAAAUGAGGCAACACAAAGUUUAUAGUUAAAAAUAAUAUCAAACUUAUUUUCAGUUAUAACAUACUUGUCAAUAUCCACAAAAAAAAUUGAUUUCCAUGGCAGUGAAUGCUCUAGAACAGUGGUUCCCAAUCUUUUUGAAUCGUUGGGCCCUUUUUAGAGUUAAUUUUUAUGGGGGAGCCCCUUAGCCUUGUCUAUAUCUUAUAUUGAAUUAAGAAUUUACUGGAGCCCUCAGACUUGCACUGUUAUAGAAUGUGCCAAUGAAUGUGUUUAUUUUUCCCUGUUCUGCUUAAACUAAAGCAAUGUAGAUUUCAUGAAUGCCAGAGUGAAAGAAGUAUUCUUCUAAGGUGUUGAUUUGGAAUUUUUUGCAAAGCUUCAAGCUGGUUUUAUUUGAAUCACUUUUUCACUUUCAAAUCUUGAAAUGCACUUGGGCUGAACACUUCAGUGCUUAUGUACAACUUUUUUUUCCCCUCAUCUCAAGCACCAUCAGUUUUUCCACACAUAAGGAUUGCUGAGCUGUUCACACAACUAUAAUGAAUUCUUGUUUGAUUUUGCUUUUGCACAUAUUUUCUUUACACAUGGAGAUACCUGUUCAAUUAUUAUUAUUUUUAUUAUUUUUAAAUAAUCCAUGAAAAUUUCAUCAAACUAUCACCAUUUCACUUGGCAGCUUUGUUUCAUGAAAUGCUGCAAAUUUUUAGAUGUGCUUUCCCAUCGCGAAUGUUGGUGUUGUAUGCUUCGAUCAGCUGCGGUAUGUUAUCUCCGUUCCGGCGCCAUUUCGUUUCUCGCCUUUAAAAAUAAAAUGACAAGACACUCGCAAAAAAAAGAAAGGUGAAUUAUUAUUAUUUUUUUUUUUUUGCUUUCAAAUUCCUGUCCCUGUCUUGUCAACUUUUUGACAUUAUAAUUGCUUAUGGUGCCUAGUGUAAUCCUUGUUCCUAGACCUGACCUUAAAGAGGUAAUACUUGCUUUUGCCAUUAAUUUUAUUCUAAUCAAGUUAUAAUCAAUUAACAUUUAGUCCUCCCAAAGACAAUGUGUAUGCUCAUCCUUUGACCACAACAUCAAAGCAAAAUUCUGCAAGGCCUUAUAUCAUAAUACACCCUUUGACCUAAGCCAAAAGCUCAACUUUUGCCAGAAGGGUAUAGCAUUCUAUAUAUUAAGAGAAAAACCUCUUGAACAUCUCUUGAUAUAAAGAAUGUAGGUAAAAAUCACUUGCAUAAAGAAAUUGACUGUGGUCUAUGUAAUUAAUAGUUGUAUCCAUUAUCUACUUACCCUUUUUACCUCCUCCUUGCUAGUGCCUCUUAAUUAAAAGUAAAUGGCAAGUAUAGACAAAUUUAUGAAGUUUUCAAAAUGUAAAUGUAUUCAUUAAUUUGUUUUAAAAGUUGAUUCAAUCAGGCUAACAAAUGAGACCAAAGUUUCAAAAAAUGAAUGUUUAAAAUUAUUCAUCUUGCAUGUAAAAUAUUACUUGCUGGUAAGGAGUUGCAUAAAUAAUAUUAUAUUAAUUUAUUACUUUAGAGCUAAAAUGCAACAAUGUAUAACACAUAUAUUCAUUUACCAAUAGAAAGCAGUUACAUGGUCAUUAAUGUUAAAUGUGAACUUCAUUUAUCAAUUAUUAUGAACAUGUUGAAAGAAUAGAACAAUAAACUUUUAAUAUGGAGUGCAUUCUUUUUGCAGUCAGAUUAAUAUGAUUUUAAAACUAAUUUUUAGGCCUAUAUUAAAGGCCAAACAAUCUUUUUAAAUAAUUAAAAGAUCAAAGUUAUUAUUGAGUGUCUCAUCUGUAAACUUUCAAAGUUAUUUUGAUUUUUAGUGAAUUUUAAAAAAAACUGACUUGUUAUAAAAAAAAUAUUUAAAUUUAGAGGCUACAAAUCAAUUUCAUUUAAUUAAAUAAGGUAUUAAAAGAAUAUGUUGACCAUGUAAUUGAUGUUCUCCUGUGCCAGGGUUGUUUUCAUUGUAAGAUUCAGGCAGAUUCAGAUUCUAUUGAUCUGUCAGAGAAGUUUUCUUAUUUUUAUGAAAAUUGUAUCACCAGUUGUCCUUCUUAACUGUGUCUUCUUAGCCCAUUGGAUAAGGCAACCCUGGCAAGCAUGAAAAUAUAUUCCAAGUUAACAAUUACUCAGUAAUGACAUACCAUUUAUUAAUGAGUCUCUUUUUAUUUUUUAAUUGUCCAAGUCGGGGAAAUGAAUGUUCUUGUAAUAUUUCACACAAGAUUUCUUGUUUUAGAUCAUGCUAGAUUCCUAGUAUUGCAGUAUGCGCCAAAAGUAGCAGUACUGAAACUGCAUGCAUGCUUGCAUUUGUCAACUGUGCAUAGCUUCAGCCGCCUUGUGUUCCCUGAGGUGUCAAGAAAGUUGGAAAUGUGUGUCUCUAUGGAGGAAAACAAUGUCAAAUUUGACCAUCAUUUUCACUCAUACAUUAGCGAUUAAAUAAUUAUGAAAGGGGAUCAUGUUUGGAAAAAGGGGGAAGAACAAUUCCAAGAAAGAUUUAAUAAAUAAAUAAAUAAAUAAAUUUAAUAAAUUAAAAAGUAACAGUUAUGCUUUCCAUUGUUAGGAACUUUGUUAAGGAAGUGUAUUGUGUCCAUUAUGGAAGGGGAAGUCCGAGAGACCUUUAAUUUUUUUAGAUAAUGAUAAUCAUGAUUGUGUUUGUCCCUAUGAAAUCUAUGAGGAACAUUCUUCAAACUGAACAUCAGCCAUAUGUUAGUUUGUCACUUGUUUAUACAUAGGUGUAUUUUUGAACCUGAUAUAGGUUGCAAAUGCUUGGCGGAGCCAGUUAUGUGAGCCAGGAUGAUGCGUUGGGGAAAUUUCUGGCUAUGGUGUUCGAGGUUCAAGAUUAUUUUAGGAAUGAGUGAUUUUCUGUUAUCACAUUCAUUAACAUGUCGAUCAGACUGUCCCUUCUGUUUAUAGAGUACCUUUCCAGAAUAUAAUUGCUUGGGGCCUUUAAAAAAAAAAUCUUUCUCCUAAUUGCUGUUCACAUUUUUAUAAAACUUGGUCACACUUUAAUUUAACUAAAGUAUGAGCAAAAAUAUUACUCAACUAUGAAAAUUUUAUCUUUUGGGGAGAGAUCCAUUAUGAACUUAAAAUACCAAACAUAUAACCCUUUUCACAUCUAUGGACACGUGGUAGCUGGACCUAUGCACCAUUGACAAACGCAAGUACGCAUUCAAGAUGCAAUGAUUUCAGUACCUCUAGUUUUGUUGCAUGCUGUACAUCUCAUAAGAUAUACAUCAGAGUUAUACAUUUAUAUAAAUAUGUUGAUUUUUCUCCCCAUAUUACUUAUUUAUGUCCUUUUUAACAAAAAUGUCACUUCCAUUUUUCCUUGCCUGAUUCCAGUUUAAAUAGAAUUAGCAAAGAGGGUUGCUCACAAGAUUUAAAAUUAGAUCCUUAUAUUUGUAUAUUAGAUUUAUCUUUAGAUUACACCACAGUCUGCUUUAAUAGUGUGCCACUUUUCAUUGAGGAUUUGGAAAAUUGCAUUGACACAUUGUAAAGUUGCGUUGAGAUUUAUUAUGACUAUUUCCUCCAUUUUAAUCUUGGAUACUCAUUUCAAUCUCCAGGCAAACAGUUUAUGUAGACAUGCGCUGUACAAAACUCUCAAAUAACAAUCUGAAAAGAAAAUAUUUGAUGUUGUGUUAACUUUUUUCUAAUUUUAAAAUGAAUAAUAUUAAGUGUGUACAUAUUAAUGAAUUGAAAUAUUCUUUAAUAAUACAAGCCAAGUACACAAUCCAUCAAUGCAGCAUUGAAACAUGUUUAAUCUUUUGCAGUCUCAGUAAAUAAUAAUAAUAAUAAUAAAGUUGAUUUCAAAAAUGCACCCCCCCCCCAUUGACACCCCUGUUUGUAUUUCCCAAUUCUUCUUUCCUUAAAGAUAUCUCCAAAUUUCAUACAAAUGUUUUUUUUUCCAUAGCCCAACCUUAUUUCAAAUAUAAGACUUGUGUUAAUGAAAUCAAUCCUUAUAUCCUGUCACCACCUCCUGUAAUCCAUUCAAUGAUGGAGUGCUGAUCUUGUUUACCCUGGUGUUGCCAUACUUAAGAACAAAAAUAUUAAUUACUAAUGUUCUAUAGUCAAUUUUGUCAGUUGCAGUUUCUUUACAAUAAAAUAUUUUUAAUAACUUUACAUCUUGUUACUACUUAUUAAAUUAUGCUUCUCCACUUCUUAUGAUUAAAUAUCAUUUAAGUAAAUGAUAAUUUAAAGAAAAAGAGUAUUUCAAUAAUUGCACAAACAGGCUCAUCAUUUUUAUAUUAAAGUUAAAUAUGUCACUAACUGAUCACAUAAGCAGUUAAAAAAAAAAUAAUUACUAAAUUUAAUUAUUUAAUUUUAAAAUUUAAAAAAAAAAUGUUUAAGUUUGUUUUUCUUAUAAUCGUGAAUUUCAUGUAAGCCAUUAAUGAAAUGCAUUAAAAGGCAGCUGCACUUUUUUUUCUCCCACUUCUGCUUUGCUGCUCAUUAGAUCCCAUUUAAUAAAACAUCUGAAAAUUGUAAUAAUUUAAAUGUUAACACCAAAAAAAAAAAAAAAAGUAAGUUUUAAUGAAGUUUUAUGCAUAUAUAUAUUUCUUCCACUUUAAAAAGGUUUUGUUUAUCAUUAAUGAAAUUCAUUAAAAGGCAGCUGCAUUUUUUUUUUCCCCCCUUCUGCUUUGCUGCUCAUUAGAUCCCAUUUAAAAAAAAAUCUGAAAAUUGUAAAAAUUUAAAUUUUAACACCAAAAAAAAAAAAAAAAGUAAGUUUUAAUGAAGUUUUAUGCAUAUAUAUAUUUCUUCCACUUUAAAAAGGUUUUGUUUAAGUUUAUGCUUAAUUUUUUUUCUUUAGACAAUACUAUACAAGCAUCAAUAUAAUCAUUUUAUUACCUUGAUAAAUUAGAUUAUUUUAAGGUCACAUUAACGAUUCAUUUAUUUUUUUUCUUUGUUGCCUUUAAAACAGCCAGCUCAACUACUACAGAAGAACAGACAAUCUUCAGGGAGGAAAUCACCCUUGCACCUCAAGGACCAACUAUAGAAUGCGAGCUACCUGCUCCUCAGGAUAUUUUAGAAACUGAAAUAACUGAAACAUUCCAGGUAACACGUAAACAGGUUAUCAGUGAACUUGAAGUACCCACAGUUGAGUCAGAGGUUCCUGCGCCAAAGGAAGUGACAGAGGUUGAGAUAAAACCAAUUUUGAAGCUUCAGAAAUUUCCAGAGGAAAGUUUCACAGAGGAGUUGGUGAUAGGACCGAAGCCUCAGAAAUCUGAGGUCACAUUUGACAUCAAGAGGGAGAAGAUCUUCCAAGAAACACUGGAGAUUAAUCAGCAGCUGGACACAUCGGUUGAAGGGACAGAUAGAUUUACUCAAGAAAUUAGUUUCAACAUUGGUAAGAAACAGCCUGAAUAUAAUGAGAUUCAGUUUCAGAUUGAAACCAAACAGCAAGCAACAACUCUUCAGGAGAUCUCAUUUGAUGUGACACAAGAGGACAGGUUGAAGGAAACUCUUCAUAUUGAUGAGGAGUUUAUCUCAGAAGUAUCACAGGUACAACAGUUCAAGGAAGAAAUUUCACUUGACAUUUCUAAACAGCAGAGAAAGGUAACUGAAAUUCAGCUGGAUUUUGGAGUAUGGAGGCCAACGGAAUUCAAGGAAGAAAUCACAGUGCACUCUGAAACAGUUCAGCAGGAGGAAAUAACUGAAGUUGAGCAGGAAAUGGUUACAGAAAAGCCAACAGAGGAGAAAAUCAUAGAAGAAAAAGAUGUGAUUGUGGUUGAAUUGGGCAAAGCAAUAGACAUAGAAAGGGUUGAAGAGUCUGUUGAAGAAACCCAGGAAUUUGCAAUAGACCAGCCUCAAGAGGAAAUUAUUGAAGUCUCAAAAGAAACAAUUCAUGUGGAGAGAGAGAGGCCUAAGAAAAAAGAUGAAAUAGUUGAAGAAGCUGAUGACGCAUUGUAUAGAGAAACAGUUGAGAUUGACAUUGGGACUACCAAGGUUGAAGAAAUUGAAACACACAAGGAAACUAUCUUAGUGGAAUUUCAAAAACCUCAGGAAGUGGAACAGUCAAGUGAGCUCUCUGAAAUCUCUACUACUAUUGAUAGCCCUCAAGGGAUUCAACUUGAGAGGCCCAAAAUUGAAAUUAUAGAGGAAGAAAGAGGAAUUAUUGUUGUUGACUUCAAAAAGCCCCAGGAAGUUACAGAGUUGACUGAACAAAUAGAAGUUCCAGUGGAUGAAGAAAAAGAUGUUGAAAUUGAUCAGCCCACAGAGGAAACACUUGAAGUUAUCAAAGAGACCAUUACUGUUGAAAAGGAGAAACCUCAAGAAGUGGAAGAAGUUGUUGAAGAAGUAGAAACAACUACUUAUGAAGAAACUAUUGAAUUUGAUAUCAAACAGACCAAAGAAGAAGAUAUAGUUUUUGAAAAGGAGAGCAUCACUCUUGAAUUUGAGAAGCCUCAAGAAGUAGAGGAAGUUGUUGAAGAAGUAGAUACAACUACCUACCAAGAAACUAUUGAAUUUGAUAUCAAACAGACCAGAGAAGAAGAAGAAAUUGAAGUUCAGAAAGAAACCAUUACAGUGGAAUUUGAGAAACCACAAGAGGUUGAAACAGUAUCUGAAACCACUAGUGUUUUGACAACUGAAGAAACUCAGGAAGUUGAAAUUGACCAACCCAAAGAGGAAAUAAUUGAGGAAGAGAGAAGUACCAUUGUCAUUGACUUUGAGAAACCACAAGAGGUUGAGGAAGUUGAAGAAGAAAUUGAAGCACCAAUUAUUGAAGAAAGCAAAGAUGUUGAAGUUGAUCAACCAACUGAAGAUACAAUUGAAGUUGUCAAAGAGACCAUUACUGUUGAAAAGGAGAAACCUCAAGAAGUGGAAGAAGUUGUUGAAGAA
Molecule: messenger RNA, 8661 nt
Organism: Lymnaea stagnalis (great pond snail)
Lineage: Eukaryota; Metazoa; Mollusca; Gastropoda; Lymnaeidae
Source: the annotation of a GenBank genome assembly